This is a messenger RNA of Panicum hallii, 865 nucleotides long. RefSeq names its product crocetin glucosyltransferase 2-like. NCBI's taxonomy places the organism in Eukaryota, Viridiplantae, Streptophyta, Magnoliopsida, Poales, Poaceae. Gene Ontology annotation, molecular function: UDP-glycosyltransferase activity. The record is from RefSeq and is a predicted model, not a curated record.
AUGUCAUCACCUGCCCCUGAAAAUGGUCAUGCGGAGCAGGUCACCCCAUCGUCCGCUCCUGGAAAUGGACCCUAUUUACAGGCCAAGGACACAUCAACCCGAUCCUCCAGUUCGGCAAGCGCCUCGUCGCCGCGCCCAGCGGCGUCCGGUGCACGCUCGCCGCGACCCGCCUUCGUCGCCGCCGUCUCGGACAUCCGCUUGCCGGACGACACCUCCUACGGCUUCCACCUCUACACCCCUCUGACGGCGGUGACGAAGGCCUGGCUGGACGCGAGGCCGGCGCGCUCGGUCGUGUACGUCUCUUUCGGGAGCCUCGCCAAACCAGACGUUGUUCAGAUGGCCGAGAUGGCGGAGGGGUUGUACGACAGCGGCAAAGCCUUCCUGUGGGUUGUCACCUCAGAGAUCUCAAAGGUACCUGAGAACUUCGCCGACAAGUCCAAGGAGAAGGGCCUCAUCGUGACAUGGAGCCCUCAGCUCGAGGUGCUGGCGCACCCGGCUGUCGGGUGCUUCGUGACACACUGCGGGUGGAACUCGACGACGGAGGGAAUGGGUGCAGGUGUGCCGAUGGUUGCCAUGCCCCAGUGGUCCGAGCAGACCAUGAACGCCAAGUAUAUUGAGGAUGUGUGGCGAGUCGGCGUACGUGUGCGCCCGGAUGAGAGAGGUGUGGUCAGGAAGGAGGAGGUCGAGAGGUGCGUGAGGGAGGUGAUGGAGGGAGAGAGGAGCAUGGAAUACCGCCAAAACGCUACCAAUUGGAAGAAGGCCAAGAGGGCCAUGAGCGAAGGUGGCAGCUCCAAUAAUAGCAUCCUAGAGUUUAUUGGCAAACUUGGACCGAAAAGCAAAUGACAGAGAUACAUUUUUUUUUUCA